Molecule: messenger RNA, 1788 nt
Organism: Trichogramma pretiosum
Lineage: Eukaryota; Metazoa; Arthropoda; Insecta; Hymenoptera; Trichogrammatidae
Exons: 2
Coding region: 153-1409 (418 amino acids)
Source: RefSeq, a predicted model, not a curated record
UCUGUGCGGCGCGUGUAUCGACGUCAGUCGCGAGCGUAGCGCGUAUUAUCACGAGCGUGCGCGCGGUGCAGCAGCCUCUCCAUCGUCUGUGUUUGUGUCAACUAUAUCGUUACGAUUGUCUUUUUUGUUUGUUCUGUUUAAUUUCCGUAAAAAUGAAGGGUUUUUACAAAUUUUCGCUGCUCGUUCUCAGCGCUGGCUGCUGCUGCUUGCUGCACCUGCCCGCUUGCGCGCUGGCCAAGUGCCUCAUGCAGUCGGGCAAGAUCGGCGUCGACAACUUGGCCUCGAAUCUCGUGCUCGGCCCGCUGGUCUACCAGUACGGGCCCGCGUCGGGCGCCGCCGAGUUCCGCUACCCGGAGACGGGCGACCGCUGCAUCUAUCGCCACGACGGGCCCUGGCUGCACUUCGCCUGUCCGGGCAGCUCCAUCGACUACCACAUCGGCUCCAAGUUUCUGCGCAGCGAGGCCAGCACGAGCUACCUCUACUACAAGGACAAUCCGUACGGGCUGAGGAUACACAAUCACAGCUUCGACGACGUGCACUUUCAGAGCGACUGCUAUCCGGUGUGCCGGCUGGCGCCCGAGCCCCUCAUGAUCGACGUGUCGCGCGGCCAGAGGCGCAACUUCUCCGUGGGCUACUACGUCAACGCCCUCGACUUUUUGGAGGUGCUGCGCGUGCGCAGGCAUCUGGGCAACGACCUGUCGGUGGCCGCCACAGUGGUGCCCGCCCUGGCCGAGGCACCGCGACUGCCCCACCCGCCCAAGUUUCAGCGGGGCGCCAUAUUCGCCGAGACGAAGAUUAAGUUUUCCGAAAUUUAUAGUCUCGAUUAUCAGAGAAAGAUAUUUAAGAACGUUUGGACGAACGAUACAGUGAUGGAUCAAUACUUAAAUGAGAAUAAUCAUUUAGUGAUGACGCAGAUGAUAAGCGACGACGACCUGUACUACAUGACCCAGCAGAAGGCGGCCUACUACUACGAGAACACGCUGCCCAUGUGGCUGAGCAUAGCCCGGGGCAAUUGGCGCCUGAUCUCGCGACUGAUUCGCGAGCUGGCCGACUCGACGGAUCGCGCGCUGCGCGUCAAGGUGACGCCCACCGGGGCGCUGCGCAUGAACGGCAGCCGCCGCGGCGAGCCCGUGAUGAUGGGCCGCAGUCUGGCCAGCAGCGAGACCCUCGUGGUGCCCCAGACCGUGGACAAGUACGUGAUCGAUCCGCAGCUGCCCCAGCGCCGGGGCCUCGUCUAUCGCGUGCUGAACGACCCGUGGCCGAGCGAGGACGUGAUCGCCCGGGCCCACGAGGGCUGCGACCUCGUCGAGGAGUGCCAGCUGAGGCAGCCUCUGUUCAAGGAUCGAGCCAGGGGCUACGUGAUCUGCUGCCGAGUCGACAUGGCCGACCUGGAGAUUUUACCGGACUGAUAUGUGUGUGUGUUUGUGUGUUUGUGACGUGUGUUUAAACGCGGACCAUUUCGUGUGUGUUUUUUUUUUAAUCUUAUUUUCGUGAAGUUUUAAACGAUUGAUUGAUUGUAACGAUUAAGCAUUUGUUUCGAUAAGUGCCACUGUGAUGUACUAAUAUAAUUUUUUAUAUUGUCGAGUUGUAUUUUAUGUAUGAGUUUAAGUGCGUUAUCGAGCACCAACGUGAAUACAAACGACUUGGCGAGUUCUUUUUAGUAUACAAUAACGUCAGCACUCGACUCCUCCUUGAUCCUUGAAUUAAAGAUGUCCUAGAUAUGUACACUGUGUCGUAUAUAUGUAUAAAUAAACUAGACGACAUUCGUUUGUCUACUUUAACACUGUA